CUUUUUUAUGUCUGAAAACCAGCUGGGCUCCCUGGGAGACACAUCCGCCAUGGGAAACCGGCUGUGCUGUGGGGGAAGCUGGAGCUGCCCGUCGACUUUCCAGAAGAAAAACAAAACAGGGAGCCAAGCAAGACCCACAUUGAAGCAGCAACAGCUAUGGCAGAAUGGCACAAAGGAAAUGGACUAUGAAACGACAGCACCAACGUAUGAGCAAGUGUUACACCCUCCUGCAUCUCAAAAGAAAAGUUCAGACUCCGCAUCGGAGGAGAAUGACUUGCAUUAUGCGGACAUUCAUGUGCUCAGGCAAAUGCGGCCAUACUCUCUCAAGAAGGUGAAGUGCCAGCAUUCAGAAUCCGCUACAGAGUACGCCACCCUUCGAUUUCCCCAGGCCACACCUCAGUACGACAGCAACAACGGAACCCUGGUGUGAGCCCUUGGGAGAAGUUCCGAUUUCUACGAUUUUACCAUCCUGUGGGGAUAAGCUACUGUUCUUGAGAGCAAGGACGUUGGCCAUGUUUUAAUCUUAAAGGACAACCAGAGCAUCUGGGAUUAUGGCCCCCCCCCAUCUCCACUAUGAAUCUUUUAGUUUGCCACUGUUGUGGUAAGGCUAACUAUGGAUGGACUGAGUUCUAAAAAAUAUUUAUGUGCAAAACGGUUGUCCUUUGACCCCUAACGUUAUUUGGAUUCUCGAAUGCAGCAAGAACCUUCUAUGCACUUUGGCUGUUUCUGAUAGGAGUUAUUUAAUAUUUGAUUUUGUUUGGGCUUUUUGUUUUUUGUUGUUGUUUUGAUUUUUUGUCUUGGUUGUUGUUGUUGUUGUUUUUUUU
This is a messenger RNA of Apodemus sylvaticus (European woodmouse), 824 nucleotides long. RefSeq names its product chromosome 7 C11orf52 homolog (gene C7H11orf52). The transcript has 4 exons. The coding region runs from base 8 to 430 and encodes 140 amino acids. The record is from RefSeq and is a predicted model, not a curated record. Gene Ontology annotation, cellular component: extracellular exosome. NCBI's taxonomy places the organism in Eukaryota, Metazoa, Chordata, Mammalia, Rodentia, Muridae.